Helianthus annuus (common sunflower) is the source of this 1954-nucleotide messenger RNA. RefSeq names its product dol-P-Man:Man(5)GlcNAc(2)-PP-Dol alpha-1,3-mannosyltransferase. The record is from RefSeq and is a predicted model, not a curated record. Gene Ontology annotation, molecular function: dol-P-Man:Man(5)GlcNAc(2)-PP-Dol alpha-1,3-mannosyltransferase activity. NCBI's taxonomy places the organism in Eukaryota, Viridiplantae, Streptophyta, Magnoliopsida, Asterales, Asteraceae. Bases 458 to 1780 code for a protein of 440 amino acids. Gene Ontology annotation, cellular component: endoplasmic reticulum. The transcript has 14 exons.
UUUCUCCCUUUUCUUUUUACCCUGGUAUCACAAAAUACACAGGUUCAAAACCCAAGCACACCUCCUUCUCCUCCACCACCUCUCCUCCACCCCUCCACCACCACCGCCGCCGUCACACUGCACCACCUCAGCCUGCCGUCGUCGCUCUCACUCCACCACCUCAGCCAGCCUCGGAUUAUUGUCAACAGAGGCUGACUUCCGCCACUCUCUCACUCCUUCACAAACCCUAACAAACAACCACUUGAGUAGCAACACGAAGCUCAAAUCUCACCACAAGUUACACCUGUUUGUUUAUCUCAGAUCUGUUUGUUUUUCUUAUGUGAUCCCGCACUUAUGGCGUGAGUUAACGUUAAGUCUUGUUAAGAUGAAAAAAAGGGAAUGAUGGCAAUUAGUUAAAGGACUAGUUUUGUAAUUCACUCUACCAACUACUGUUAGCAAAACCUUCCGCCGCCGUCCCAUGGCGAUCUCCGCCGCCCCCAAACGGAAACCACCGAAGAGAAGAUCGGAAAGUGUUAUUCAAAAGAUUUACAAGAACCCCAAAACCCCCUUUGCGUUUGCUCUGCUUCUUGCUGAUGCUGUUCUUACUGCCCUCAUCAUCGCCUAUGUUCCUUAUACAAAGAUUGAUUGGGAUGCUUACAUGUCACAGGUUGAUGGAUUUAUCGAAGGAGAAAGGGAUUACGGCAAUCUUAAAGGGGAUACAGGACCUUUGGUUUAUCCGGCAGGGUUUCUUUAUAUAUAUUCCGCCAUACAGUAUGUUACGGGAGGCGAGGUCUAUCCUGCCCAGAUUCUCUUUGGCUUUCUCUACAUUGUGAAUCUUGGAAUAGUGCUAUUCAUCUAUGUGAAGACUGAUGUGCUACCUUGGUGGGCCCUCACUUUGCUUUCUUUAUCUAAACGGUUGCAUUCGAUCUUUGUUCUUCGCUUGUUCAACGACUGUUUUGCUAUGACUCUUCUUCAUGCUUCUUUGGUUCCACUUCUUUAUCAGAAAUGGCAUCUUAGCUUAAUUAUUUUCAGUGCAGCUGUUUCAGUGAAGAUGAAUGUGCUGCUUUAUGCUCCACCUUUGCUCCUUCUCAUGGUUAAGGCCAUGGACUUCAUCGGGGUGAUAUCAGCUUUAACAGGUGCAGCAUUAGUGCAGAUUCUGUUGGGGUUACCGUUUUUGUGGUCAUAUCCAAUUGAAUAUCUAUCUAAGGCCUUCAAUCUUGGGCGCGUGUUCAUCCACUUCUGGUCUGUCAACUUCAAAUUUGUCCCGGAACCAGUUUUUGUGUCAAAGGAGUUUGCUCUCAUCUUACUGGUUGUUCAUCUAGGUCUUCUUUUGAUUUUUGUGCAAUAUAGAUGGUGCAAGCAUGAAGGAGGAUUAGCUUCUUUCUUGCGUUCUAGAUUUGUUCAAAUGCGGCUCAACACAAGCAUUACCAGUUCUUUCCCUCUUAAGAAAAGUCGCAACUCUAGCUCCGGAACAAAGAUUCUUAAAAAAGAGCAUGUUGUUACAACCAUGUUUACUGGCAAUUUUGUUGGCAUCGUGUGUGCUCGGUCUUUGCAUUACCAGUUCUACUCCUGGUAUUUCUAUAGCUUACCAUAUCUUUUGUGGAGAACACCUUUUCCGACAGUUGUCAGGCUGCUGUUGUUUGCAGGGGUGGAGUUCUGCUGGAAUGUUUUCCCCUCCACUGUCUACUCAUCCCUUGUGCUUCUAUGUGUACACAUAAUCAUCUUGUGGGGUCUGUGGCGGGCCCCACCUGAGUAUCCAUACGAAAAUGACCGAUCCCAAGCUGGAAUGAAAGCCAGUUGAUCAUUAAUCCUGCUUUGUUUGCUUUUUUGGGAGAUAUUUCCAUUUUUGUUCUGAUCUUUUUUAUUUUAAAUAUUAACUUUUCAUGACCUGUAACAGUUGGAAACUUGAUUGCAAAUCAACAAAUAUGUGAUACAACUCUUCAAAAUAUAGAUGAAAUUGUCAAUUUAGAUGGUA